AUGAAAUCCACUGCUCUCGCAUUCUGGUUGGCUUCGUCUCUACCAGUCGCGAUGAGCCGUACUUUCACGGUGUAUAAUGCAUGCCCAUUUACAAUUUGGCCCGCUGUAUUUACUGACUUGAACGUAGGAUCGGCGACACCGUCUGUGGAGACUGGCUGGGAAGCAGCCGCAUAUACCUCUCGGACAUUCUCAGUCCCGAACGAUUGGAAAGCCGGUCGUAUCUGGGGUCGACGCAACUGCGACUUUUCGGUAAACCCGGGUCCCAACUCAUGCCUGUCCGGCGGGUGUAAUGGCGGCUUACUCUGCGAUUCGAGGACUGGAACAGGGGUCCCGCCGGUCUCACUGGCAGAAUGGACCUUGAGCGGAGAUGGAAAUCGUGACUUUUACGACGUGUCGCUGGUUGAUGGAUAUAACCUCCCAAUGCGCAUAACAAACAACGUUGGUUGUCCGGUUGCCGACUGCCCGGUAGAUCUUGGUCCGAACUGUCCGGAACCAAUCAAGGGGCCUUUUGACUCGAGUGGGUUCCCCGUUGGCUGCAAGUCCGCCUGCUUUGCAAACCUAGAUGGAAACCCAGGUGAUUCUGCUAACUGCUGCUCCGGAUCACACAAUACUCCAGAAACCUGCCCGGCUUCAGGGGUUCAGUAUUAUGACUACUUCAAAAGUAAUUGCCCGAACUCGUAUGCCUACGCGUACGAUGAGUCGAGCGGGACCGCACUCUGGACUUGUGACUCUGGGAUAAACGCAGAUUGUUUUAUGACAGAUACUCUGACUUUCUGCCCUUGA
Messenger RNA from Rhizoctonia solani, 783 nucleotides. RefSeq names its product pathogenesis-related protein PR5K (thaumatin family). The transcript is spliced from 6 exons. The record is from RefSeq and is a predicted model, not a curated record. Bases 1 to 783 code for a protein of 260 amino acids. NCBI's taxonomy places the organism in Eukaryota, Fungi, Basidiomycota, Agaricomycetes, Cantharellales, Ceratobasidiaceae.